Molecule: messenger RNA, 436 nt
Organism: Hippocampus comes (tiger tail seahorse)
Lineage: Eukaryota; Metazoa; Chordata; Actinopteri; Syngnathiformes; Syngnathidae
Product: Hermansky-Pudlak syndrome 5 protein-like
Exons: 2
Coding region: 17-352 (111 amino acids)
Source: RefSeq, a predicted model, not a curated record
UCAUGAGUUUGCUGACAUGUUUCAUUGCCAGGCAUCACGCUCAUUUGCCGACCAAUCCUGCAAGUUGGCUACUCUAUUAAGUGGAGAAACUCAUCAACGCUCUCCCUCCCGUCCCUCCUCUCCCACUCUCAGUGUUUCUAGUUUCGUCAAGAAGACGACCGAGAAGAUCAAUACGCUCCAGAUGAACUCUGAGCUCUGGCAGCGACCUGACUUGAGAGAAGGCAUUCACGCCGAGAUGUCUGCCACCUCUGCUCCGUUCUUGGAAGACGCAGAUAUUGAGGUUUAUCCAGACAUGCCUAACACAGAGUCUGAACUGCUAGAGCUUCAGUCGGCCACUGAGCAUGCCAUGUAAGUACAGAAAAUUUGUUGAGGUCAAAGGAACUAUUUUAGUUAAAAGAUUUGUUUUUUUUGAUGGCAGAAAAGAUUUGUGCAAAUU